ACAUUUAUGAUGGGUUGUGAAUGUGAAAGUGGAAAGUACCUUAUGGAAAUCCCCAGCUGCCUUUUAUGUACGGCUAUCAAUCGAGCUGCCUUAACUAGAUUAAAGGCUCGGCGGUGUUGUGGACGCGAGGACUGAAAUACACCGCAUCUCUGAAAGCGUUAUGGACGAUUACGAUUAAAGUGGACGCAAGAGUCAAGCAUCAUAUGGGCUUUGUUGGCGUACAGCGACAUAUUGAACAGAUAUAGAUUGGUUCCCCUCUCCUGAUCACGAUGUCUCAGGGCCAGAACUUUCUGCCCAAGUUCCUGUUCGUGAGUAACCUCCUGAAGGCCGUGAAAAUCCGGGAGCGAGUGCCCAACGAUGUGGUCAAGUCUUCUACCAGUGGCGGGCUGAUCCAUCACCUACGAAGCAUGCACCGCUACACCCUGGAGAUGAUCCGCAUGAGCCAGUUCCCGCAGGCCUUUCGCGAGGUCAUCCAGGCUGCCAUCUUGGACAGGGCCAUGCAGUGCUCGCUGGAACAAGAGAAGAGAUUGAACUGGUGCCGUGAAGUUAAAAAGCUGGUGCCGCUGAGAACCAACGGUGAUGGGAACUGCCUGCUCCAUGCAGCCUCUCAGUAUCUGCUGGGGGUUCAGGACACAGAUCUGGUCCUGCGGAAGGCUCUUUAUGCAGUACUGAAGGAAACAGACACUAGUAACUUUCGAAUGAGAUUUCAGACAGAGCUGCUUCACUCUCAAGAGUUCACCCAGACCGGCCUUCGAUACAGCACUUUGAACUGGGAGGAGGAAUGGGUAAAGAUCGUGGAAAUGGCUUCUCCUGUGUCCAGCAGUAAUGGCUUACAGUUUGACUCUUUGGAGGACAUUCACAUCUUUGUACUGUCGAAUAUUCUACGGAGGCCAAUUAUUGUUAUCGCAGACCAGGUAGUCAGGAGUAUGAAGUCUGGUUCCUCCUUUUCACCCCUCAAUGUUGGAGGCAUGUACCUGCCUUUGCAUUGGCCUCCAGGAGAGUGCUACAAAUAUCCCAUAGUGCUCGGCUAUGACUCCCAGCACUUUGCACCACUGAUCACCAUCAAAGACAGUGGCCCAGAAAUGCGUGCGGUGCCGUUGAUAAACCCCGGCAGAGGAGGCUUUGAAGAACUUCGACUGCACUUUCUAACAGAAAAAGAGCAGCAACAGAAGGAUAAGUUACUGAAAGACUACCUGAUGCUUAUAGAGAUUCCUGUCAUUGGCUUGGGCUAUGAUCCCACCCAGAUUAUUACUGCAGCAAGACUGGAUGAGGGCAAUCUACCAGAGGAUAUGAAUCUGAUGGAGGACUACCUACAGCUGGUCAACCACGAAUACAAGCGCUGGCAAGAGGAUAAAGAGUCCUUAUGGGCACCCCAAUCCCAGCGCCCCCCACCCUUCUCCGUUUCUCAAUUGUCUCUCAUUGAGAUCCGCUGUGCCACACCCCGCUGUACCUUCUACGUUUCUGUGGACACUCAGCCACACUGUCACGAGUGCUUCGAAAAGCGGCAAGCCGGCAGGAAGCCAGAGACAGUUUCCACCACAAAUCAGACCUCACCCUCGGACACGGAGAGUAGGGUACGGCUGGAGCGCUCCACGCUGCCCAGUCCUCGUUCCGCGCCCCCUACGGCCCCUAGCCUGAGCCUUUACAGCGAGACUCAUGCCAUGAAGUGCAAGACGCCCGGUUGCUUGUUCACGCUCAGCGUAGAACAUGACGGCCUGUGUGAACGCUGCUUUACAGCGAGACAAAACAGAACGGCUGCCAACGGGGCGCCGCAAGGCCCUUCGCACGGCUGGGGUCAUGGUCAGUGGGCGACAGGUGGCCUAGAACGAGAGAAGGAUAGGGAAAGGGAAAGAGAAAGGGACACAGAGAGGUGCGUUAUGUGUCGACAGGAAGUCUUUAGGAUAUUUAAUGGCCUUUGCCCGCCCUGCAUGCAAAGGACUGCCAUUUCUGAGAGAGGUGACGCCCAGCAGCAGGAGCCUCUGACAGAGGGCUCAGUGUGGGCACUGCAUCGGGAGGCGGAAAGCACCGGCACCACCAAUCAUACAUGGCAGAAGCCUGCCGCCCGGCCAUGUAAACGUUCCGGCUGCCAGUUCUUUGGAACGGCAGAGAAGCUGGGAUUCUGCACUAUAUGUUAUCUAGACUACCAGACCAAUCACCAGGCCACCCCCGCUAUUGUCCAGCCAAGACACACGUCCGAGGCGGGUUUUCAGAACUGUCCACGGUGCCGCGGCCAGGGCUGUGGCGCGGAGGGAAAGGCAAUGCUGGAGGGUUACUGCAACAAGUGCUUUGUGAAGGAACAGAGCACUAGACUCACCCAAGCUGCUAGCAGGGGUUCUCAUUCCCCACCUCUCGUCACGCGGGCCUCCAAGCCCCGGCCGCCUCCGAUUAUCAACCAGGCGCAGUGUCGGCGUAGCGGUUGCAAGAACCUCUCUCCCGGCUGCACGGACCUCUGCCCGGACUGCAUCAGCCGCGGCCAGAGAGAGGGACGGCGUGCCCAGGCACCCAAAGAGAAAAGCAAACAGCGCUGCAAGACACAAGGCUGUGACCACUACGCGAAUCAAGACAAACAAGGCUACUGUAACGAAUGUGACCACUUCAAACAGAUUUACAGAGGGUGACUGUUCCAGGAAUAUUUUUUGCCUCGGGGAGGGCUUGAACCCGGUGGUGCUGUAGAAUUGGCGAUUACCUCUCUUUCGCAUCAUGUGUUUAGGACAGAAGCGAGAUGCAAGCAUCGCAAAACCAAUGACACGCAGUCACGUCACACCUGUGGCAUCUGUUGUUUUUACUGAACAGGGUAAUACAUUUGAAAACAAAUUGAGGUAAGCAUGUACUCGAAUUAAGGAUUUCGAUGACCCACGUAAUUGACCAAAGUUAAUUUUCCGAGUCUAAAUCGCCACUGUGGACUGCAGAACGGCAACAGGCCUUUUGGAAGUACAGGAAUAAGACGGAACAGGGUAUGCGCAGACCACCGGAGGACAGCGUUUGAUAGUUUCUUCAUAAAAUGUAGGUUAAGUGCCAAUGAGAGCUCGCUGAGCAGAGCUCCAGUUUCAUUUCCUGCUGCACCAUUUGAUGUCAGCGAGCAGUAUGUAUCUGUUGCCUUUGAGAAUGUUUUUGUUUACCAUUGCUGACUUUUUGCUCUUGAAACUGUUUUUCACUUUUGCUUGCCUUGCUAUACUUCAUAUGACCUGGUCCUUUCUAUCGAAUGGAUACAUGUUUUCCUGUGGCUGAAAAAUUCCUUAAGUGCUAUGAAAGCCAGAUACUUGACACUUUCCCGACCUCUUUCGCAGACUAAAUUCAAUGAAGCCGAAGGGAGUUGCCGUGCCAAAAAUAGCUUCUCAGAAAUUUUGAUGAAACUAAUUGGAAACAACCAAACACAAAACAACACACCCAGUGUUGGUUCUGUAAACUCCCCGUUGGCUCUACUAGACCAGACACAUUCUUUGGUUGCACUACUCUCCUUUAAACACACAACGCCUCAGUCUAUACUUUGCAUACGUUUAGUAUGCACGAACUGACAUCCUCUAUUUGAAUAUUGCCGCAAUAUCUGCACAGAUGUGAAUAAAGUUCUUGUUAGCUCCUGUGGCGUCAUUUCUAAAAAACAAACUGACUGUGUUAAACAUUCCCAUCUUUGAAGUCCAAUAUUGUGCAAGCACAUUUAGCUUUGUCUGCUUGAGAAUUAGAUUCACAUGGACUUCCCAUAAAGAGAUGUGCUUUGGAUAAACACACGAGACAAAUUGACAGUCGAUUUAUGAUAUUAAGAGUAUCUACUCUUCAGCUACUAGAUCUGUCGGUUCAGAUCAUCACAAACUUGCACAAUACUUAAUAUAAGCUGCUCCGGAAUUAGGAAUGGUACUUGGGACUUAAAGGACAUAGUGACAUUCCAGUUAUAGAGGUAAAUAGACGACAAUAGACAUUUUGUGCAACCUUUCAUAUAGAGUAUCGUAUGAAAAUCCUUGUUUUUUUUUGGUUUGUUUGGUAUUUAUUCACAGCAAAUAUUAUCUGUAAUGUGUUUCAAGAAUUAUUUAUAUGUUGUCCUGAAAUAAAUUAUUUUUAUUAAGAAAUUAA
Messenger RNA from Triplophysa dalaica, 4065 nucleotides. It is a transcript of the gene tnfaip3, whose product is annotated as tumor necrosis factor, alpha-induced protein 3. Gene Ontology annotation, molecular function: zinc ion binding; cysteine-type deubiquitinase activity; K63-linked polyubiquitin modification-dependent protein binding. The transcript has 9 exons. NCBI's taxonomy places the organism in Eukaryota, Metazoa, Chordata, Actinopteri, Cypriniformes, Nemacheilidae. Bases 270 to 2618 code for a protein of 782 amino acids. Gene Ontology annotation, cellular component: nucleus; cytoplasm. Gene Ontology annotation, biological process: protein K29-linked deubiquitination; positive regulation of Wnt signaling pathway; cytoskeleton organization. The record is from RefSeq and is a predicted model, not a curated record.